This is a messenger RNA of Trypanosoma theileri, 534 nucleotides long. RefSeq lists its product as uncharacterized. The coding region runs from base 1 to 534 and encodes 177 amino acids. The record is from RefSeq and is a predicted model, not a curated record. The transcript has a single exon. Lineage: Eukaryota; Euglenozoa; Kinetoplastea; Trypanosomatida; Trypanosomatidae.
AUGAGCGCUACCAAGAAAACAACCACUCCUGAUAAGGGCGCUAUGGAGAGUGAAAAAAAUUUAGAAAAUGAUCUACGCAAUAUUGUAGAAGGCGUAGGCCAACGUCAACAAAUGCAAGAGAGUUCAGCUGCUUUUUUACGUAGUAACUAUAGACAUAAAAUUGCAGAUGUCUUUUUUGCUCUUUCCACCUAUACAUUUAGUGGUCUUUUACAUGUACAUGGUCAAAGUACAGCUCUCACAAGUCUUUCCCUGUGGGCAGCAGGAACGACAUUUCUAUUAAAUAUGCAAGUACGUAAAGUAUUUGAUUUACCAGAUGAAACCAAACGCCGUCAAGUAGAAACAGAAAUGAAUUUACAAGAGAGAAAUGUUUUUCAAUUGGAGAUGGUGGCUUCAUGGGUGUGGAUGCUUUCCUCUAUGCAGCAGUUUAAAUUACAUAGACGCAUGAAGUAUUGUGGUUACAGCAGCUGGAUGGGUUUGGGUACUUGUAUGUACUUUACAUUGCGGCAUGCGUAUAAUGUUCUCCUACUGGAGUAA